Molecule: messenger RNA, 6974 nt
Organism: Capra hircus (goat)
Lineage: Eukaryota; Metazoa; Chordata; Mammalia; Artiodactyla; Bovidae
Gene: ZNF451
Product: zinc finger protein 451
Exons: 4
Coding region: 213-1892 (559 amino acids)
Biological process (GO): regulation of transcription by RNA polymerase II
Cellular component (GO): nucleus
Molecular function (GO): DNA-binding transcription factor activity, RNA polymerase II-specific; sequence-specific DNA binding
Source: RefSeq, a predicted model, not a curated record
GAGGCUGGGCGUCGCGGGCCUAGCGGGCUGCUCUUCCCGGGAAGCGGCGUGCAUCUCUUUACGCCCGCGGCGUCGGCGGCCCGGCGGCGUAGUCGGCGGCUCAGCGGUCACGCGGGAGCGGGUCACGGCGGCGCGGGGCUGACGGCCGGCCAGGCGGGGGAGGCGGCCGCGGAGACCGCAGCGUGGGUGCCGGGAGGCGGGCGGUCGCGGAGAUGGGAGACCCAGGGUCUGAGAUAAUAGAAUGUAUCCCUCCAGCUGGGCCUGAGGCGUCCGAAUCAACCGUGGAGGAAAACGAAGAUGACAUCCAGUUUGUGAGUGAAGGACCGUUGAGACCUGUUCUGGAAUACAUUGACCUGGUCAGCAGCGAUGAUGAUGAGCCCAGCACCUCUCAACGUGAGAGAAUGCCUGAGUCUAAGGCGCCAGCCUCAGAGAGUCGUCGCCCAGAAAUGUGCUCUGGCUGCAGUGCUCCUCCUCCCAGUGGAGACGGCAGCUCCUCCUCUGGGCGCUGCGCCAGCAGUCCUCAAAGGAUGGUUUCUCACCCUUCUUCCGUUGAGAACCCAUUGGAGACCCAGAGAAAUGAUCACAGUAAUUCAGAUAUUAAGAUCUCUGAGACAGAGACACUUGAGCCAUCACAGAAUUACCAGAGUCUGCCUCCAUCUCCACUCCUGGUCCCCCAAGAGUCUGUGGCCUCCUCAGAGGUCAAGGAGGGUUUGCCCGUAGAGUCUCCAGCUUCCCAGCACGGGCGGGAUGCCCUCCUCUAUCUCCAGACACAGGUGGCUGAGAUGUCCCGAGUGAUACGUGACCUGCAGUCCAGGAGCUGCUUCCGAUUUCAUCAUUCCCGCACAGGUGAGGCCUCCUCGGUUCCUUGGGACAUCUCUACCUCCAGAGAAGAACACUUAUCUGCAGUUGAAGAAGAGGCUGAGUGCAAGUCCCCCUCGGCCGACGACAAAGGGCAGCCAGCUGACCCCAGUCAGUCCAGCUUCACAGGGCUAUUGAAAAGAAUGGAACAGAGAGGUGUUAUCAAGAGAGUCACCUUGCAGUCAGAAGCAGAACCGUGCGAGGGCAAGCCUGACUGUGUGACCUCCAAGAAGCGCUUGGUCCCUCCGUUGCAUCCUCUUCUGAGAAUUGCCACCGCGGAGGUUUUCAAAGACCCUGCUGAUUGCCAUCCUUCUUCUUUCAUGGGACACAGGGUGUAUCCUGUGGCUAAGGACACCUCUCCUUUCCAGCCAAAUCCCCCAGCAGGAGGCCCCAUCGUCGAAGCGCUAGAGCACAGCAGGAGAGGAGGCACCACGUCGCCCCUGGAUUCCACCUCAAAGGAGAUGGAGGUCAUGGGCUGCAGGUUCUACCAUGCUGCUUCCAUCGCGGCCCGAGCUGCCAGCUACAUGGCCUACAUGACGCAGUAUCAGCGUAAACUCUGGGAAGAUAUGGAGGACCUGGUCCAUGACCCCGAGUUUGAUCGUGGAAAGGCAAGAUGUAUCAUAUCUGAUGGCAUGGAUGCAGGCCUCUGGCAGCUGUGUACUACCAGGGACAUAAUGGACUCUGUGGUCAGAGUUAUGGCGAUGGCAAUAGACUACAGAAGGCAGGCUUGGCUUCGGCUCACAUCCCUCACAAAGAAGACCCAGGAGAAGAUCUCACACUUGCCCUUUGAUGGUACUUGCCUCUUUGGACAAGAUGUGAAUGCUGUUGUUGCAGGAGAAAACAGUGUGAAAGAAAACGACUAUAAAGACCACAGUAAAUACUAUAGCCAGCAUCGAUACUUCUACAGUCAUGACCAGAAAGCACAUUGCCACAGUCGUGGGUACUCCCGAGGGGACUGGUACAGACCUCGCAACCACCCCUAUAGACACAGAAAAAGGGCAGACUCUCCGGAACGCCAUGGGUACAAGAAUUAGUGACCCAUUCACGGUCUGCAGUGUAGCCAUGCACGAUGCCCCCUCCCCCACAGGACACUGAACACGUGUCUGGGAUGAUCACAGCUGACACCGAGUUCUAGACUUUGGGAAUGAAGUAGAUAAUACAGAGACUCACGCUUUCUUGGCCAAGUGAGCAGUGGAGACUUUCAGUUGGAUUGAACAAAGGUUUACACAUUGUUUCUAGUCCAAGAUAAGUCUCGAAGUGGGUCCUCAGGAAUCCAAAUCCUUUUAUGAUUAAGGAAAAAUAUAAAGAUUUCUUCCCCCUCAGAAAACUCUCACUGAUAAGCUGAUGGCGAGCAGAUUUUGGAUCUGGAAAUAACCUACCAUUAUCUCUAACACCAGAGGCAGAUCAUUCAUUUUUAGGUCAUCAGUGCUUCCUAGUUUAGGCUUCCGUUUGUCAGAUCGUCACAAAAGAUCUUUUUGUCCACAAAACUACAAAUCGGUUUUAAUCUCUCUGUAUCAGGGUGAUCAGCUCACCGAGUGUCCAUACUGCUGUCAAUCUCUGUAAGACUUCAGAAUCAGCCGUGAAGCUAUAUGUCAAGAACUGGAAUUCAAAUCAAAAUUUGCCAAAUCCAUUCCCUACUGGUGGUGUGGCUGGAUGUCCUAGAUCGGCUGUGGACACCAGCUGGAGGAAGACUUUGCUGUGAUAUCCUUGGAAACUUUCACAGUAACUGUCUUCACCACCCAGAGCUACACAGAAUUACCUGCAGUUGUCAUUCCCAAGUCUGUUAAGCAUCCACAAGCUGUGAGACCUGAUCAUGCUGUUCUCGCAGGAUAAUCUGGACAUUUCACCAUGGUGACCUUGACUGCUUUCUAAACUUUGAGCUUGAUGAUUCAUCAAGCUCUAAAUACAAAAAAAGAGAGAGAGAUUGCAUAUUAGUGCCCUGGAAAUCAAGGAUUUUACACCGUCUCAGCAUGCAAAAUCUGAACUCUUGAAAGAGCAAGAAUUCCAAACAUGCCUGACAGUCUGAUCCUCCGAUUGUAAUAAAGGGAUGCUAUCAGUCUAGAUUUUACUGAGAAAUCCUUCAGAUUCAGAGUGUAACUGUGGAUGUAGUAAAGAGUACAUUUCACACACUUCCCUUUCUAGAUUCCAUUAACAAUUUCUUGAAAGUCUGAAGUCAAGACUUCAGUGAUGUGUUCUUGGUUUUUUAGUCCCUUAACCUAGUCACACUCUACCAUGAGAGACCACUUAUAUUUUUGUUCCCAGCUCUUCGAGGUACUGUUACUCCAUCAGAGUGGAACUGACAGCAGAUACCUAAGCUAAACAUCCUGUAGUAUUUUUGUCUUGAGGCAGUGGCUGUGUGGUGUCCCAGCCCUUAGACCCUUGUCUUCCCAGCGUGACUUCAGAGAUGGAGAAGAUGCCAAAUUGGAGGGGUCUGAAUACAUCAUCCAAUAUUAUUUGCUUGGCCAAAUAGAAAAAAAUUUUAUCAACAGACUGAUAAUUUUAUAAUUUCUUGGUUUGUUAAGCAUCUGCAUUUUUUUCCAUGUGCUUGACCGUAGUAUUUUGGGUUCACUGUUUGUGGACUCUGACACCGUUUUCGCAUUUAUGUGGUUUCUGUUUCUUGCCUGCAUAGUGGUGCCUGAUGUUUUCCUGGUGUUCCGCUUUUUAAUGGCUAAUUGGAAGGCCAUCCUCUCUCCUCGUCAUAACCACCUUCAGCAUACUUUUUGUCUGCUUUUUCUUCCUUUCCUUGUGUGUGCUGUAGCAGUCAAAGAUGCAUAUAUCCUUACUUGGAAGCUACUUUAUUUUGUCAGAUAAUUUCACGGAUAAUUUAUAAUUGAUUCUGUUUGUCCUAUUGGUAGAUGAAGCUUAAGUUGCAGUCUUGAUAGUCUCCUCUUGGCAAAUUUGGUCAGGGCAUAUCUAGAGUUAACAUUUACCUUUAAUUUUUCUGUACUUUUCACCAAGUUUUACUAAUGCUGUUUGAGGCCCAUGCUCAAAGAAGCUGUCUUUCAAACUGAACCCUAGAAGAGCACUGAUAACUGGCUAAAAGAACCAAAGGCCUAAGAAAUCACACGAAGAUGAUAAUAGUUCAUGAUAUUUGGCCCACUAGCUCAGCGGCCUCACGUGCCCUUGCCAUGACCUUCUAGUUUCUUCUGUGAAAGGAUAACCAUGGGAACUUGAGAGAGAGAGAGAGACCUUGACACUCCGGGAUGGCUGCCCGAGGUAUUCCCAGUUAGCUGAGGCUUCUUCACACUGCUCCCACUUCUCCAUUUCUCUCCAUCCCUUCCCUGAAUUAGGUGCUGGGUCACAAAUUUGAUGAUUUUUGAGAACUCUUAAUUUUUCAAAAUUCAAACCAGAAUUAAUGGUGCUCGAAGACCUGACUCUCAGACUGCUCUGGCAUUUCCACCUAACCUGCUCUUCCUUUGAAACUUUUUACUUUUAAUGGUGUUUAAAAAAGGACACAAUGUAAAAUCUACCAUUGUACCCAGUUUAAGUGUACCUUGGAGUAGAGUUAGCUGUUCACUCUGGGUAUUCCUCCUUUCCCUGCUGCUCACAGAGCAGCAUUUCUUUCGUCUUCCUUCUGCGUCACGUUUGGUGCUCCAUAGCAGCAAGAUGAGUAGCGUUGCUUCCCCACUCUCUGAUUGCUAUGCCCAAGGACCUCCAUAGGUCUUCCCUAAUGAAAAAGUAUUGAGAAAUCAUCAAAUUAGUGGUCAGGUAGCUGACUUCUGAAGGGUGCGGCCAUUGCGUGGGGAUGGAGCAGAAUGCAGUAGAGCGGGAGCAGGUUUAGUUGUAGGUGAUGCGAUUGACUGCAGAAGAAGCAAUAUCCUUGACCUGUUUUUUUAUUAUUGCUAUUUUAAAGCCCUUCUCUGGCAUACUUGAAUGAUGGUGUUAUAAAACUAAAAAUGGGGACUUGGUCUAGGGAAACAGCCGCAAUAGUAUUUGGAACUUGUAAUUAGUCAGAUAACAGGUUUUCAGGUCACGUCUGCCGUGUGCAAAGCCAAGAUCCUCCAUCAGGCCAGCCUCUGAUAUUUGAACGUCGCUGGGUUUUCUAGGAGGCCUCGUAAUCAUCACAGGUUGAGUGACGUGGUGUUCCUAAAAGGGAUGCAUCUAAUGAUCCUUCUUUAAAACGUUAUUGUUUGACUAGAUGUAAAAUGUAUGUGGAAACUAAGAUUUCUUGUGUUUACUGUGUGUACACAGAAAUACUGUUUCCAUUCAUUGUUAUAUGAAGUGCCUUUUUAAAUUUUACACUAUUGUUUAAAACAACAUUUUAAUGUCUUGCAUAUGUUGCUGGUGAUAUUUAUGUGAAUUCUGUAUAGUGAUUUUUUUAUCUUGUAGUUUAUGUCUCAUCUGUACAAUUGCACUAUCUAAGGGUACUCUCCUUCUGAAUGUUACUUUAUUUUCAUUACAGCACUGUUGAUGCAUUUCAGAAGGACUUGUAGAGUAUGUGCCCCCGCCUUUAUUUAAAUAACUUAGCGGUAGCUAUUUUAGUUACGAGUGAUUGGCUCAGUUUUCUGGGCACUGAGGCAGCUUUCUUUUCUGUUUCUGAUUGAAGCAUUUGUCUUAUGUCUAACCUUGUUCAUAGCCAUAGUAACACAGCUCAUUUGUAAGUGGGUGUGUUACUUGGUAAUAAGAAACAAAGAUGUUUGGAAACUAUAGUAUAUUUGUUGACACUAUCUUUUUUUUUCAGACUGUGUGACAGCUUAUCAGUGUAAUUGCAUUUAAACUUAUUAUUAUUUACUGUGUGACAGCUUCUUUAUGUAUAAUUACAUUUAUUUACCUAGCUCUCAAAAUGACAUUUUGAGGAGAGCAUAAACUCAGGGUACUUGGGUACUAUUUAGUAUAUUACAUUACGUUACAUUACCAUUAUACUAAUUUACUGAAUGAUGCCUAAGUGUCCUGAUUGAUAAUGUCCUUAAAGGCCUGCUCCAUCCAGGAUAACCUCUCAGGUACUGUAAACAGGAGGUUGGAAUCAGUACAGUCCAGAAUCUCUUUUAGCUAUAAACUUGGAUACAGAGUUAAAUGACAUGGAUGAACAAAAAUUAAAUGCCGCAUUCAGUAUUCUUGAGGAUACACUUAAUUGACUGGGAUUCUGGUGAAGGUUAGAAAUUGAGGAUUAGAUCUUUGCAGAAAUAGUUUAAAGACUGCAAUAACUGAAAACUUUUUUUUUUAAUGGCGUGAGGCAUGUUUUCCCAGACUUGCACUGUUCAGGUUUCCUUAUCUUUUGAAAUUCGCCAUUCUUAGUGGCUAGUCCCGUAAUUGACUGUCAGCUCUGUAUGCCUCUCCUGCCUGUCAUUACCCACUUAGUUGUUUUUCCAGAUAGAACUAGUUUUGUAAACUGUUAAAAUAUGAUGUGGAAUUUCUCUUCCUGGAUGAGUGCUGAGAAUAUUGUUUCAUUAAGUCUUUUUUCCUAGUAUUGAUUAGUGGGGUGGUAUUUUUGUACUACUUUUCUUUUCAUCUGCUUGACUUUAUAGGAAUGAAAACCUUUUUUGUAGCAGUGUUUGGUGCCAUUGAGAUAUUACUGGAGAUUAUUUGAGUUUCUGGUGUGAUAUAUUGGGAAGUGAUCACAGGCCAAACAUGUCCUUUUGAUGUUAGCAUCUCAGUUAUUCUUUGUAUUGAUCUUUUCUUCCUCUUUAUGUAAACCUCUUCUUUAAAGGAUGUCUUAUCUUCCUUAAUCUCUUGAUGUAGAUUAUAUUUUUUAUUCUGCCAGUCUAUGCUAACCAGGAUUUUCAUGUGGUUUUAUAUGAUUAAAUGCAAUGCCUUCAGCAUUAUUUUUAGAGGUUUUCUAGUUCUCUCUUAAAAAUGUCCUUUUCUUAAAAAAAUAAAAGUAGCCAAGUCAGUGUCAUCCUACUCUUUGGCUGUUGAAUUUCCUCAGUUUUUAAUGCCUUCUUUUUUCCUGAUAGUACUAUUUUCUCAUGUUUGUAUAGUCUUCCCACACAUGAAUUGCUGUACGUAAUUUGUGGUCAGUUGCAUCUUUUCUCUCUUAACAGAAAUUUUAAGUUCAUCACCAUGAACUUAUAGUACCCCUCUCACAUGUACUGUGUGUGUGUGUGUUGAGUCACCAAGUGUCCGACUCUUUGCAGCCCCAUGGACUGUAGCCUGCCAGGCUCCUCUGUCCAUGGGGA